GAUGGUGUUAAACUAAGGACUCGGGGGAGGAAACGGUAUUUUUUCUGUACCCUUCGCUUGUCUCUGGCUUUGAAUUCAUUAAUAAUGAAGAGGCUGCUGUUUUUAAUUUGUUUCUUUGGGAGAGACAGUGGUAUAACUGGCUGCAACCUUAGCUCCUGCAGACUGGGGUGAAAAGUGAGUGGUUCGGUUCAGCUGCGGCUAACAUUAAGUGUGACGGCGAUGACUUAGAGAUUCCUUCAGAGCCACUGGCUUCAAGGUAACGUCAGGGUUUGUUCAACUGAGAAUGUACUUCAAACUGGCAUCCCCUAAUCAACUUUCCCAAACACUCCAUCAGAUGCUAGCUCAAGAUUUUCUGCUCAGAUGGUUUGACCUCAGAGGCUCGUCCAGCAUUGCAGUGGAAACUUCCCUCUUUUAAAGUCCUUUGCUUUUUUGUGUUUUUUUUCCUCAUGGCCUACCUACUGGUUUCGGCUUUCUUACUUGCGGCUCAGACACAAGGCGCUCCUAAAGAAUAUUCUCAGCAGGGAGUAGGAGUGCUAUUGGACUCCCUGAAACUGCAAGAGGGAUUGUUCACUAAUGAAUCUGAGAAUUACUCUUCACAGGUUCAACCUCCAGGGACAAACCGAAGAAUCCCUCAAAGUAUUAUCAUUGGGGUUCGCAAAGGAGGGACCAGAGCCUUGCUGGAAAUGUUGGACAUCCAUCCUGAGAUUGUAGUGGCCACCACCGAGGUUCAUUUUUUUGACUGGGAUGAGAACUACGCAAAAGGAUUCGAGUGGUACAAGAACCUGAUGCCUUUUUCUUAUGAAAACCAAAUCACAGUGGAGAAGACACCAGGCUACUUCACGUCAUCUCUGUCCCCGGAAAGGAUUCACGAGAUGAACAGCUCCAUCAAACUUCUGCUGAUUCUGAGGGAUCCCACAGAAAGAGUAAUAUCUGACUACACACAGGUCUAUUACAACCGAUUGGAAAAUCACAAACCUGUCCAGGUGAUCGAAGAGAUCGUGAUUCGGAACGGGGUGCUGAACACAAAAUACAAGGCGAUUCAGAGGAGUCUCUAUGAUGUCCAUAUGGAGAACUGGCUGAAAUAUUUCUCCUUGGACCAAAUUCAUAUAGUAGACGGGGACACCCUGAUUAGAGAUCCGCUACCAGAAUUACAAAAAGUGGAAAAGUUCCUCAAUCUGCGCCCCAGGAUAAUGUCUUCAAACUUCUACUUCAAUCAAACCAAGGGGUUUUACUGCAUCCGGAGUGAUGGGCGGGAGAGAUGUUUGCAUGAGUCCAAAGGUCGUCCCCAUCCUAUGGUGAACAGUACCGUGCUGGAGCAGCUGCAAGCCUACUUCAAAGACCACAACCAGAACUUUUAUAGAAUGGUCAACCGUUCAUUUGACUGGCAUUAAAAGACGGAUGGUGCUCUGUCCCUCAUUCUCACUCACUUGGGGACAGGACUAUUUUUGACACUCCAGUCCAAAUAAUAAUUUGCUUAUUUAACAAUAUCGACAAGUGAAAAGGACUUUAUAACUGACAUAUUAAUAAAGGAUUUACCUACUUUUGAUUAUCUUAGAAGUUGCCUUUAUACAACUCUAGUGUCUUCAAAGAAAUUAAUAUAUAAAUACAGGAUAAAAAAAAAUGCUUGAUCAUUAACCAAGUGUACUACUGUACUGUUUGUAAAGAUGCAGCUAUUUGCAUAUGUGAAACUGUAUACAACUUUUUUUUGUCUAUAAUACUUGUUCUUAAAUAAAUGGUACUGCUUUAAAUGUA
Acipenser ruthenus (sterlet) is the source of this 1752-nucleotide messenger RNA. Its product is annotated as heparan sulfate glucosamine 3-O-sulfotransferase 1-like. The transcript is spliced from 2 exons. The coding region runs from base 447 to 1391 and encodes 314 amino acids. Gene Ontology annotation, molecular function: [heparan sulfate]-glucosamine 3-sulfotransferase activity. The record is from RefSeq and is a predicted model, not a curated record. Lineage: Eukaryota; Metazoa; Chordata; Actinopteri; Acipenseriformes; Acipenseridae.